Sesamum indicum (sesame) is the source of this 1093-nucleotide messenger RNA. RefSeq names its product proteasome subunit beta type-4. The record is from RefSeq and is a predicted model, not a curated record. Lineage: Eukaryota; Viridiplantae; Streptophyta; Magnoliopsida; Lamiales; Pedaliaceae. Gene Ontology annotation, cellular component: proteasome core complex.
AGGCCCAGUGGUUUCUUGAGAGAAGGGAAAGCUUUGUUCAUACAGUAGCAUACGGAGUAGAGAGCACUUUGUAGGAAGAUCAAAAUUGCUCAAAUUCAGGAAGAAAGAAUUUAGUUAAAUCUCUUCAGUUCGUCAAAUCCUGGUACUACGAAGAUGAAUGUGGCCGAUUCAGCUCCAGCUAUGAACAAUUUGCUCGCCUCCAAUGCGGAUUCUCAGAGAACUCUGUAUCCGUACGUGACUGGGACCUCAGUUGUUGGCAUAAAGUACAAAGAUGGCAUUCUCUUGGCUGCUGAUAUGGGAGGUUCUUAUGGGUCCACUCUUCGCUAUAAAACUGUUGAGCGACUAAAGUCAGUGGGAAAACAUUCUAUAAUUGGUGCUAGUGGUGAGAUCAGUGAUUUUCAGGAGAUAAUGCGAUAUCUUGAUGAGCUAAUCUUGUAUGAUAAUAUGUGGGAUGAUGGGAACUCCUUGGGUCCUAAAGAGGUCCAUAACUAUUUAACCCGGGUUAUGUAUAAUCGUCGUAAUAAGUUCAACCCAUUGUGGAACUCACUUGUACUUGGUGGAGUUAAAAAUGGACAGAAGCAUCUUGGAACGGUUAACAUGAUUGGUGUACAUUAUGAGGACAACCAUGUUGCAACUGGAUUUGGAAAUCACCUAGCACGUCCUAUUCUACGUGAUGAAUGGCAUGAGAACUUGACAUUUGAAGAAGGUGUAAAACUACUGGAGAAAUGCAUGCGUGUACUUCUGUAUCGGGAUAGAUCAGCUGUCAACAAGCUUCAGAUUGCAAGAAUCACAGAGGACGGUGUCGCAGUUUUUCCGCCAUACUCAUUGAAGACAUUUUGGAAUUUCAAUGCUUUUCAGAAUCCUACUGUGGGUGCUGAAGGCUCGUGGUAGUUAAAUGAGUCCCAAGAUACAUUAUGCACUCACCAAGUUUGCAGCAGGUUCAUCCUGUUUGACCUUGUACUGAGUACAGGCUAGAUCUGUGUAAUCUAUUCUAAGUUUGCACUUCUUGUGUUUGUCUAAGAAACCUUUCUUAGACUUCUUGCUAUAUGUUUGGACAAAAUCCAUUAAAUGAAGUUUUUUCCCCCCUUGCAAA